This is a messenger RNA of Cucurbita moschata (crookneck pumpkin), 742 nucleotides long. RefSeq names its product transcription initiation factor IIA subunit 2-like. The coding region runs from base 154 to 474 and encodes 106 amino acids. The transcript has 4 exons. Gene Ontology annotation, molecular function: TBP-class protein binding; RNA polymerase II general transcription initiation factor activity. The record is from RefSeq and is a predicted model, not a curated record. Gene Ontology annotation, biological process: transcription initiation at RNA polymerase II promoter; RNA polymerase II preinitiation complex assembly. Gene Ontology annotation, cellular component: transcription factor TFIIA complex. Lineage: Eukaryota; Viridiplantae; Streptophyta; Magnoliopsida; Cucurbitales; Cucurbitaceae.
UCUAGGGUAUAAAAAGCCCCAAAUUUCUUCGCUCGCGAAAAGCAUUUGGAGCUAACGUUAACCCAGUUAGAAUCAAAGAAACCAGAAGCAUCACAAACUCACUUUCAAUCCGUAGCUACAAUUCGUUGCUCUUAUCUUGUUUUUCGAAGAAGAAUGGCAACGUUUGAACUCUACCGCAGAUCGACGAUCGGAAUGUGUUUGACUGAAACUUUGGACGAAAUGGUCCAGAACGGUACUCUUAGUCCGGAGCUUGCUAUUCAGGUUCUUGUGCAGUUCGAUAAGUCCAUGACCGAGGCUCUGGAAUCACAGGUGAAAAGCAAGGUGACUAUCAAGGGACAUCUGCAUACCUAUCGAUUCUGCGACAACGUUUGGACGUUCAUUUUGCAGGAUGCAACGUUCAAGAACGAGGAUUCCCAGGAGACUGUGGGAAGAAUUAAAAUAGUAGCAUGCGACUCAAAGUUACUCACACAAUAAGCUGUUCCAGAUACCACUUUAUUAGAUGAAGUUUCCAUAAUUAUUUGCUGAUGAUUGAGGGAAAUAGUCACGAUGAGAGGAGAUGGCCACCAAGGCUGUGCUUCAUGUUGCAAGUUUGGAAAAGAUUCAAAUGUGAUUCUGUAAAGCUACUUUCACGCACAUUAACAUUACCUUUGAUCUUAAUUGGCUUCCAAAGCCAGAUUCAUGACAAUUAUACAACCCUUCUAGUUGAAUGAUAAUAAAACACGAGAUAUCUGUUUUCACAUUA